AUGGCACGUCUGAAUCGCGUCAGGAAGGUUCGCCUAGAGGUCCAGCCCCGGAGCAAAGACCCUUUCAAUCGAGUGAAGGCCGAGGCCGAGUUUGCGUACUUAGUUCUCGAGACUCAACAGGCCAUCGGGGAUGUUCAGUCCUCUCUUCACGUGGAUUUGUUGGAUUGGGACAGAUCGGGGUCCGCGAAAUGGCCACCUACCCUAUAUCUUGGCACGCAACGGUGA
Clonostachys byssicola is the source of this 225-nucleotide messenger RNA. The record is from the annotation of a GenBank genome assembly. Lineage: Eukaryota; Fungi; Ascomycota; Sordariomycetes; Hypocreales; Bionectriaceae.